This is a messenger RNA of Capsella rubella, 574 nucleotides long. RefSeq lists its product as uncharacterized. The transcript is spliced from 2 exons. The coding region runs from base 18 to 392 and encodes 124 amino acids. The record is from RefSeq and is a predicted model, not a curated record. Lineage: Eukaryota; Viridiplantae; Streptophyta; Magnoliopsida; Brassicales; Brassicaceae. Gene Ontology annotation, biological process: cell fate determination.
CAAAGAUCGAUCAGAGAAUGGCAUCAAACGCUUGCAAACUCCUUUGCCUUGUUCUCGUCUUUGCAUUCAUCAACCAAGGGUAUGGAGAUUGUCAUCUACAUGACCUAUCAGUGAAACAAUCGAAGACGGGGAGAAUGGUACAGAACAAACCGGAGUGGGAAGUGAGAGUGACGAACCCUUGUAUUAGGUGCAAAUUCCAGUACACAAAAUUGCUAUGUGUCGGUUUCGAGUCGGUCACACCCGUGCCUACCCGGUCGUUGUCUAAAUCCGGCGACAUCUGUCUACUCAACGCCGGUAAUUUCAUAUUCCCGCACGUCCCCCUCGUUUUCAGAUACGUAUGGGACACCAGCUUCGACCUCAAGGUCAUCGACGGCGUUAUCGUUUGCCCUUAAAAUAUAUUUAAUUCCUUCUACCCGUCUUUGUUUUGGUUUGGUUUCAUGUUUGUUUAAUUUUGUUCUUCCUUAAUUUAGCGCAUGAAACUGAUGAUAUUUACCUAAUCGUUAGUAUGUAAGGAUUAAUACAGAUUCAAUUAUAGCAAAAAAGGAUUAAUAAAGAUACUCUUUUUUAUAUACUA